Seminavis robusta is the source of this 3275-nucleotide messenger RNA. The record is from the annotation of a GenBank genome assembly. Lineage: Eukaryota; Bacillariophyta; Bacillariophyceae; Naviculales; Naviculaceae.
GAUCUACCUAGACCCCAAGGCUGCAGAACAGAACCGUGGUUCACACGGUUCGCAGGCUAGCUAGCAGGGUUCACAAACAAACAAAACAAGGAACCAAUUCUGUAAUUCUGUACGGUGAAAUACUGGUAUGCAACAUGGCAACGUUCCAGGAUGAAUCCACAGACUGUGCUAUUUGCCUGGGGUUGCUCAGCGACCCAGAGAUGGAAGUAAUCGAGUUGACGACGUGUGGGCAUCGGUGGCAUUUGGAGUGCCUCAAAGAGCAGCUGGCUCAAGCACAACCCAAUCCAGCUCAGCGCCUAGUCCUUACUGGAUGUCGCUGUGCCAAAUGUGGUAGCGUCUGUGAGCAUCCCAAGUUGGAGCACUUGACACGACAAACAGAUGCCCUGCGAGAAAAAGUGGAUGCUGUGAUACGAGAACAGCUGGAAGACAAGAGCAAAAAUGAUCUAGCAGCCCUGGAGGAUGCCCGUCGAAAGUAUGCUGUGUAUCUCUGCAGCCAUUGCCGUGAACCCUAUUUUGGUGGCACCAUUGCUUGUGCUGACACGGCUGAAGGAGAAGUACCUCCCGAUGAACGACUCUGUGUGGCGUGUGCUCCACAACAACAACAGCAAGCACAAUGCCGACACCCUUUGGAACAUCGAGGACACCACAUUUGGAAGUGUCGCUAUUGCUGCAAGGUUGCUACGCAUAUCUGCUACGGAACGGUCCACUUCUGUGAUGAUUGUCACGAUCGCAAUUCGGAACGAGUGGAAAUGAUUAGACGACAACAGUUGCGACAACGCGAAACGAGGACAACAGACCAUCAACCUCCCUCCUGUCUUUCGCCAAUUCCAUGUCCAGGUGGCGACGCAUGUCCAUUUCCCAAAAAAGAAGGCCAAACACACCAUGAAAACGGAAAGGCUGCUUCCUGUGAACAAGCCUACGGGUGUGGCUGGUGUCAAUCCAAUCCAACUGCCAAUGAACAUGCCUUUGUUGCGCCUCCUGGGUCACGAAAUUUUCUACAAAAUGGCUGUGGACAGCAUGGUCAUCGCGGAUGGCAACAAUUCAAUCCACGGGCUCGCUGGCAAGUGGAACAAAGUGACACGCCGCUGAGUGAUACGAUCACUACCAAUUUCGUCAGCUCCUUUCAGUGGAGUGCCAUGGGUCAAUCUGUAGUGCUGUCAAGCUUUCUCCAAAGUAAUGAACUGCGCCUUCCACUGGAAGUUUCGGCAAAAUACAUGGCUCGGACCGACUGUGCUAGUGUCUUUCGCAUGGAAGCACUCCUCCUUGGACGCAACAGGGCUGUCUUGCAGCGAAAACGGACAAACACUCUGAAUGCCCCUGCUGACUUCUGGGAAAGGGCAUCCUUGACUUUGGAGCCCAUGGCAGGAGCAUAUGAAGUUGCUAUUGUUGUGUACGGAAAGGAUGUGCCAUUUUGGCAAGGGAACUUUGGCAGCAAGGUCACAGAUUGCCAGAUUCGCGUCUUGGGUACUCCGGAAGAGCUCCAAAGAGACUUGCGGCCCGAAAAUGAAAUACGCGCUCGAGCUGGAGGUGAGACAACAAUCGGCAGUGCUUAGUUACUAGAUCUAUCUGUGCAGCAAUCACGCAAAAUGAAAGCACUCAACUCAAUCGAUGGUUCUUUUGUGUCCCCCUCGUUUUGAAAGGUUGGCUGAGGGGUCAAGGGCCAGUGGAAGCUAUGGAGAGAAGUUGGUGGCGGAAGCACAUCGCGGAGAUUGCUCUUCCGGUGAUGUGCUUCAUCGUCUUCGCGUGGCUGUUUCAGUAGAGGGACGUAUUUAGUCUCGAGUUGAAUGGAACGUGGUUAUAGAACGGAAUCAAUCCAUGAAAAGUUGAUACAAUGUAACAGUUAUAAAGUUAACAACUGGGGCUGUUUAUGAUAUGCUCUUGGCGUCACUGGCUACUAGCUUCAGAGGCUGUGUCUGAUUCGUCUGUCAGAACGGAGCUAGAUUCAGAUUCAUCGCUCAAGGGGUCCGGCUUGGAGGGCAUUUCCUUUGCCUCCUUGGCUAAUUGCGGAUCAUCUGCAUCGCCUUUGGACAGCACCUUGACCAAUAGCUUGACGAUCAUAUAUGACCACAGGGUGUUCAAGGCAAUGAGAGAGCACAGCAAUGCCCGGAAGAUCACCCAAGCGAACUCUGUCAUACCCCCGGCGAACAAAGGCGCUGUUUCCGUAAAGGCGCUGUACACAUAGACACCAGCAUAGAGGUACAUGCGGCACACGAACCAUGAAAUGACAAAUACACAAAGUGCAACCUUGCUGGAAGUCUUGAAUUCCAAUGUCUUCAAAAUCUUUGCCAAGUCCUUGGGACAUCUGUGAUCAUGUGCAUGGUUGAAACGAUGACUCCAAUCCUUGACAGGCUGUAGAGAGUUGACCCGUACAGGAGGAUCGCAGUGACAAUGUGGUGAAUGAUCAUUUCAACAUAGUCCUUUCGGGUGGACUUUCCUUCAAUGAGCACUCCAGCCAAGUCUUCCACAUGGUAUGCAAGUUGCAACAGAUAGAGAAUCUGGACAGUGUUGCUGGCCACAUGGUGUGGGUAGCCCUCCCAGAUGAGGCUAGUGGUGUGCCAGUAAUCAGGAGAUUGCCAGUAUUCAUAUAAUCCCAGACCCGUCACCACGCAUCGAAAGAGGAAUCGGAACGAAAAAUCACUAAAGUGCUGGAUGCUGUCCUGGUUUUGCUCCACCCACUUUUGUCCAUGUGCUGCCCGUCCCAAACGAGUUCCCAGUUGCUUCAGAAGAGGAAGCAACACAUAAGAGCGGCUGAGGCGAACCAAGACAAUUGUCAGCACCAAAGCAACUUUAUAGUGUGGCUGAGUCACAUCCUGAAAUGGCAGCAGAUUGUUGUGGCAUGAUGAUGAUGAUUCUAGUGUGCAGGUAUCCAUGGUUGUCAACAGAUGAUGAUAGAAUCUGUUGGUAUGCGUAUGUGAAUUGCAGAUGGAAGCUACUGUAAAUGAAUGGAUGUCGAAAUUUUAUGACAGCAGAAUAAUACGGUAAGCAAGAGCAAUACUGCCCUGGUCUGUUUCCUUGCCAGUUUGAUAGCCUUCGGAUGUCAAUAGAUAACAAGGGUGCAAUCAGAACCUUGGUUGCCUGGGCCUGAAGCCGUGAGAAUCACGAUGUACCGGUUUUCGCUGCAUACUGCGGUAUGAUAGCUAGUAUCGUAUCUCGACUCUCUUGCUUACAGCUUUGGUAUUCCGGUAGUUGAGGUAAUCCAAUUCAAAAACAUUUUGUACCAUUUUUAAAACUCUAAUCCAACGUUUACCUAGCCUACCCGUAAAAAGCUGUCUUGC